UGUUGCAUUGUGGGUUAUGUAGUCCGGAGCUCAACGACGCGAAGACCCUAAGCUUCAGGAUGCCGGAGGACCGGUGCUCCUUAAUGGGUCCGGAAUGCAAGAUCCCUGUAGUUGCCGGACAUCUGAAUUAAAUCCAGAAAAUGCUGGGAGUACUUAGCACGUCGAGCAACGUCUGCAGACAGAGAAGCCAAGGUAAAGCAACUCACCACUUCAAAAUGUUCCUAUCUCUGGCUCUUUUGAAGAGGUAGAUUUUGAAUCAAAAUAAGAAGAAAAACUUAAAUUAAAACAAAAGGAUUCAAACUGUGACCAACUUAAUUAACCUCAGGAAAAUUGAAGUAAAAAAAAGGCCACAAAAAGAUACUUUGUGAAGCAAAGAAGAUUGUUAUGAAUGGCAGAAGCAAGCAUCCGUAACCCCUCCUCUUCAAUUGGUGCCGGAAGCAGAGUCUUUGAAUAUUUUUAAGGCAUAGUUACCAUGGAUGAUUCCUCUUGUUAUGAGGAAGUUGACAAAUCCACAUCACCCAGCAAAAUGGAGCAAAAGCAAAUAAAAGCGAUUGAAGAACUGGUUACAACAGAAAAGCGCUACCUUACUUCACUACAAUUGUGUGCAACAGAUAUUCGGAACCAUUUGCAAUCCAAACAGGUGCCAGAUCUAGAUUUGGAAGGCUUGUUUGGAAAUAUUGAUGAUGUAAUACUUGUAUCCUCCAAUCUGCUCAAACAUCUGGAAGAAACAGCUACUGGAAAAUCUGACCAACUUCUCCUGAUAAGUAACGUGUUCCUCACCUUCAAACAAGAACUGGAAGAUGCAUACAAACUGUAUUGUGUCAACUAUGACAAUAUCCUGCUACUUGAAUCUAUUUAUAAGAAGAAUGAAAAUAUUUGGAAGGAAGUUAUAGAAUCUCUAACAGCAGUAAGGUCAGACACUGGUGCCAUGACAUUGACUUUCUACUUGGUGAUGCCAGUCCAGAGGAUACUCAAAUAUCAGCUGCUUUUAGAAACUAUACUGAAAAAUACACCACAAUCUGAUGAAGGUUAUGCUGCACUAGAGAAAGCAAUCAGGGCUAUGCAAGAAGUUAAUAUUAAUAUCAAUGAAUACAAGGGACUACGAGAAGUUGCAAACAAAUAUAUCAGAGCAGAAAAUCUUUCAAUAAAGGAUUCAAUAUGCAGAAUAAACACGCAUUCCAUUGCAAAGAAGGCAUCCAGACUCAGUCAAGUUAUUAAACAUGAAACUGGAAUUCUUCCAAAAACUAAAGACAAAGAUUAUGAUGAUUUGGUGAUGCUUUUCAACAUAAUAGAAAAAGAUGUUACAACACUGAAGAAGAACACAGGAAAUUACAUAACAAAUGUGGAGCAUUUUCAACAUUUAAACCCAUGCCAAGACUUCUCUGAUUUGGUGGAUGAACAUGUUGCUGCCUGCUAUCGGGGGUUUAUCGAAAAACUGUACCAACAAGUAAUUCCUCAAUUUAAGAGAAGAUUGGAAUCCAUCAUUUAUGAACCACUCUGUGUCCUCACAAGCAUGUUCAGUGGGCCACAACAGCUGGUUAGAAAACACAAAGAUAAAAUGUUAGACUAUGAAAAAAUUCAGGAGAAAAUAAAGCAAGAAGGUGGUGCAUCUUAUGAUGAGAAGACUGUUGAGAAGACAUAUGAAACACUCCAUUCUUUAUUACUCUCAGAGUUGCCAAGAUUUAACAGAAUUGUGCUACAGCUACAAGCUCAGAUUCUACAAGCAAUUAUCUAUGUCCAUCAUGACUUAGCCAACAACAUCCUUGAAUUAAUCAGUCAGCAUCUGCAUGAGUUUCUACCUAGCCACAAAGUCAACUUUUGGCAACAAACAGAAGAAACAUUGCAGAAAUCAGAUGUAAAACUGGAAGAGUUCUGCCAAGUAUUUGAAUCAAUCAUGGAACAAAUUAUUGAACAGCCUUUUAAUCAAGAAAAAUUGGACAUGCUUUUGAAAAAAUACGACCCCAGCAAAAUAUACCUAGUUACCAAUGAUAUUUCUGGAAGCAAAGAUCUUGACCUGACACUUCAAAGGGGUGAUUUAGUGGCAGUUCUUCAAUAUGCAGAUACUAAAGGAAAGACAAACAGAUGGCUUGUGGAUUCAGGAGGUCAGAGAGGAUUUGUACCUGCUGGAAAACUGAGUCUGUAUCAACCUGAGAAAGAACCCGCUGGAAAUAAAGAGUUGCUUAGUUCGUCACUUGCUGAUGUUGGCGAUGGAACAAAUUCCAGAAGAAGGUCUUGUCCUUUGCCUGAAAGACCUCUCUCCCUACAGCCAAUGCCAAUGCAGUAUCAAGUUAUUGCAGCAUACCACUUUGCAGCAAGAGGACCCCAUGAAGCCACUUUACAGCCUGGAGAGGCAGUAACUAUACUGGAAGCUCAUGAUAAGAGAGGAAGUACAGAAUGGUACCUUGUUGAAGUAAAUGGACAAAGGGGAUAUGUACCUUCAAAUUAUUUGAUGGAAGUGCCUUUGACUGGAGUGAGGAACUCAUUUGCACUAUAAUACUUACUAUGAGCAACCUAUUAUUUGAGAAAGCUUUAAAUGCACUAAAUUUGUUGUAGCAAGGAGUCAUGAAAAAUUGUGAAUCACUACAUUUAAUGUACCAUAUGUAUAACAAUAUGAGAAUAUUUUAGGUGGUAAAUAAUUCUAUAAUAGGUAUUUUAAGUCUAUUGGUAUAUUAUUUUAAAUUAAUAUAGUUUUCUUGUUUUGAGAAAUAUAAUUACAAAUAAUUAUCAGAGUAGUUGUAUGUUUUUUUAUGAAUUUUCAGUCAGUAUUCAAAUUUGAAUGCAUGUCCCAUAGGUUUAUGUUAGUGUUUAAAUAUGGCAUUUUGAACUGUAAAAUGUGAAAUGCUCAAUUUGACUAAUGCACUUUUUUUUAAACUUAUGUCCAGAAUUAAUAAAGAAAAGUCUGGGCAGGUUUGAUUAUGACCAUACAAAUGCUUACUGUUCAGUUUCAAAUGAGUCAUUCUGCAUUUGUUAAUUUUCUGCAGGGUAUGUAACAAAACAUAGGUGGAUAGCUCCCAAAGUCUCCAGAGCUAAUUUCUUGAAUAGUUCACAUGAAGAAAUUAUACCUAGAAAACUGAAGUGCCAAACUUGUUAAAAUAAUUUGGUGGAAGCUUUGCAUUUUAAACUAAAUUGUGUUAUUAGUGGCCAGGGUAGGCUUUAUGCCGUCAUUACUUAAGGUUUUAAGUGCUCCAUUUCUAAACACUGGCAUCUUGGAAUUUGAUGGACAAAAGAAAUAUUUUUAGAAGGACAAUACUCAAUUGAAAUAUAUUUAUGAUCAAUUUGAAGUUUUUACUGCAUAUAUCUUCAUGCCUGCAUUUGAUUAGGUUUGGAAAUUAACUGUAUAAAGGAUAUAAUGUAGAACACACCUGUACUGGUUAAAAUGUUGGGGUGAGGGAGGAACUGAAUGCUGUUGGAAUUGAAUGAUUAAUGAAAAGCAAAAUUCUGCAGAUGCUGGAAAUCUAAAAUGAAAAUGAAGGAGGCCAGACAGCAUCAGUGGAGAGAGACACAGAACUGAUGCUGCAGGUACCUGGUUUUCAAGCUGAAAUGUUAAUUCAGUAUCUAUCUCCACAGAUGUCUCCUGAUCUGCUGAGAAUCUCCGUUUUCUGUUUUCGUCACAAUUGAAAACUCCGUUUUAGUAAUAUCCAAAAAAUUAACUAAUAUUUAUGGUAAAUUAACCCAUUCAAUGUUAUACACUUUCCUUGGGAAAAUUUUCCACUAAUGGCCAAUCAAUUUGCAAUAACCUUUUUUAAGAAAUAAGCUAAUUCUGAACAGUAUAUUAGUUUGUCAUUAGCUCACUUUUGAGCUUAAUUAAACUAAAUAUUCCUACAAUCUGCUUCACCAACUUUGACUUCAUCUCCCUCAAAGAUUUCCAAUCUUUUAUUUUAAGUAUCUAAUGCCCAUUUUACUUUAUUCCUUCUUUGCUUUAAAUAUAUUUAUGAUAAAUGUGGCUGUUUGUUAUGUUACCAUAGCUUGUCACUGAAAAAUGCUAUUAUUUAUCUUUGUGUUCAAGUUAUAGAUUUUACUACUGUAUUGACCUAUUCAAUAUAAAAAUGUUUAUGAACAAUAUUUAUAUUUGUACUAUCCUUUUCAUUUGAAGUGUAGAUCAGUAGUAAUUGAUUUCCAGAAUUUGCAGUGAAAACAGUGAGACCAUUAGUGCACAUUUUUAUAAUUGAAGAAACCUGACAGCAGGUUCUGGAAUAUACACAUGAACAGCCAAACACAUGCUGUGAAUUUCAAGCUUCUUAUCAAUUGCACUUGUUCUAUCUUCUAUAUAAUUGGUGAUUUGACAAGAAUUUCAAUAAUCAACAACAUUAAAAGAGUGAAAAUAUCAUGCCUUAUUCAAUGA
Molecule: messenger RNA, 4342 nt
Organism: Pristis pectinata (smalltooth sawfish)
Lineage: Eukaryota; Metazoa; Chordata; Chondrichthyes; Rhinopristiformes; Pristidae
Gene: arhgef37
Product: Rho guanine nucleotide exchange factor (GEF) 37
Exons: 14
Coding region: 473-2494 (673 amino acids)
Cellular component (GO): cytoplasm
Molecular function (GO): guanyl-nucleotide exchange factor activity; protein binding
Source: RefSeq, a predicted model, not a curated record